This is a messenger RNA of Arvicanthis niloticus (Nile rat), 1902 nucleotides long. RefSeq lists its product as uncharacterized. Gene Ontology annotation, biological process: regulation of transcription by RNA polymerase II. Gene Ontology annotation, molecular function: DNA-binding transcription factor activity, RNA polymerase II-specific; RNA polymerase II cis-regulatory region sequence-specific DNA binding. NCBI's taxonomy places the organism in Eukaryota, Metazoa, Chordata, Mammalia, Rodentia, Muridae. Gene Ontology annotation, cellular component: nucleus. The record is from RefSeq and is a predicted model, not a curated record.
ACAACAAAAAGAAUGAGUGCUUCUUUGGUAAACACUCUGCAGGGUCCAUUAACCUUUAAGGAUGUGGCUGUGGACUUCUCACUGGAGGAAUGGGAAUGUCUCGAUUUUGCUCAGAGGGCAUUGUACAUGGAUGUGAUGUUGGAGAAUUACAACAAUCUAUUGUUUGUGGAAAAUCAUCGCAUAUGUGGCAUGUAUGGGAAGGUCUUGGAUCAAGACACACUGUAUAUUGUUCAUGAGCCUGUGAAUAUCCAAGAAAAGUCUUCUAAAUGCAAUGACCUUGGCGAUAUGAUUCAUGAAUCUACCCAAAGUACAUCUCAUAAAACUAACCCUAGAGAUGCAUCUCCUCAAUUUUCAAACCUAAAAAUACCUAAAACUGAGAACACUGAAGAAGUUUUCAAGUAUAAAGAAUGUGCAAAUGGUUUAAAUGUGUGUUCAGUCAUUAGUUUCAAUCAAGGAAUCCACAUAGGAAAGAAUGAACCCAAUAGAAAUACAGAAUUUGCUAAGGUUUUUCUCUCUAAACAAAACAAUAGUGGAGGGAAUUCUUACAAAUGUAGUGAACUUGACAAAUGCUUUACCCAGAGAGACAAUCUUCAAAGUCAGCAGAGCAUUUAUUCAGGAAAGAAACCUCAAAAAUGUAGUAACUGUGACAAAUGCUUUACUCAAAAAAGCCAUCUAAGACAGCAUCAGAGAAUUCAUACAGGAGAGAAACCUUAUAAGUGUAGUAAGUGUGACAAAUGGUUUGCCCGAAAAUCCAGUCUUAGUAUUCAUCAGCGAAUUCAUAAUGGAGAGAAACCUUAUAAAUAUAGUGAGUGUGACAAAUGCUUUACGCAUAAAUGCAGUCUGAGAAUUCAUCAGAGACUUCAUACAGGAGAAAAACCUUACAAAUGUAGUGAAUGUGACAAACGCUUUACUCAAAAAAGCCAUCUAAGACAGCAUCAGAUUGUUCAUAAAGGAAAGAAACCUUACAAAUGCUGUGAAUGUGACAAAUCCUUUACCCUAAAAUCCAGUCUUAGUAUUCAUCAGCGAAUUCAUACUGGAGAGAAACCUUAUAAGUGUAGUGAAUGUGACAAAUGCUUUACUGAAAAAGGCAGUCUGAAAAUUCAUCAGAGAAUUCAUACAGGAGAGAAACCUUACAAAUGUAGUGACUGUGACAAAUGCUUUACUCAAAAAGGCAAACUGAAAAUUCAUCAGAGAAUUCAUACAGGAGAGAAACCUUACAAAUGCUGUGAAUGUGACAAAUGCUUUGCCCAAAAGUCCAAUCUUAAUAGUCAUCAGCGAAUUCAUACUGGAGAGAAACCUUAUAAGUGUAGUGAAUGUGACAAAUGCUUUACUGAAAAAGGCAGUCUGAAAAUUCAUCAGAGAAUUCAUACAGGAGAGAAACCUUACAAAUGUAGUGAGUGUGACAAAUGCUUUACUCAAAAAAGCCAUCUAAGACAGCAUCAGAUUCGAAUUCAUACUGGAGAGAAACCUUAUAAGUGUAGUGAAUGUGACAAAUGCUUUACUGAAAAAGGCAGUCUGAAAAUUCAUCAGAGAAUUCAUACAGCAGAGAAACCUUACAAAUGUAGUGACUGUGACAAAUGCUUUACUCAAAAAAGCCAUCUAAGACAUAUUCAUCAGCGAAUUCAUACUGGAGAGAAACCUUAUAAGUGUAGUGAAUGUGACAAAUGCUUUACUCAUAAAGGCAGUCUGAAAAUUCAUCAGAGAAUUCAUACAGGAGAGAAACCUUACAAAUGUAGUGACUGUGACAAAUGCUUUACUCAAAAAGGCAAACUGAAAAUUCAUCAGAGAAUUCAUACAGGAGAGAAACCUUACAAAUGCUGUGAAUGUGACAAAUGCUUUGCCCAAAAGUCCAAUCUUAAUAGUCAUCAGAAUUCAUACAGGAGAGAAACAUUAAAAAUGUAG